AUGGCGGAUCAUAUUACACCACCGGGAACUACUGCUGAGUCUCCGUUGACUCCUCCGCCGUCAGAUCGAAAGGCUUCUUUUAGUGUAUCGUCCGUCGUCAAUGUUUUGAGAUCGCAUAAAAAGGGCUGCGGCGGGAAGCCUUGGGCUGUUUAUCUUCUCAGUCCGGACGAUUACAAAGGGGUAUUACAUGCGCUGGAUUCUGAUUCUGAUCCUGAUCUCAAAUCUUACGUUAAUGACAAAAUCCGUUAUGAUUAUGAUCCCCUCCGUUCACGCCUAGCUAUCCGAAUGCCUACCCCUGUCCACGAAAUAUUCUGCGCAAAUGUUGUCCGCAAUAUAAUGAAACAACUUGAAACGUUCGAACAAUGUAAUAGGCUGGAUGCGCGAUAUAUAAAAGAGAUUCAACACUUCGCGUCUUCACGAUUAGAACUACCUGACGAGGCAGACGAUGGAACGAUAAAGUAUAUUAGACGGGAGCCUGACGCGUCAUUUGGUCAUCGCUUAGCACAGUUUCCAGGGGUGAUUAUUGAGGUCUGCUACGCCCAGAAAGCCCGGCAGAUCAAUUCACUAGCCGAUGACUAUAUCUUAUGCAGCGACGGUAGCGUCAACGUUGUGGUCUGCUUAGACAUCGAGUACAGGACCUCUAGAAAGGCCACUCUCUCCAUUUGGCGUCCCCAGAUCAUGCUAAGGGACGGGACUAGAGAAUUGCGGGCGUGCCGAGUGGCUUUCCGAACGGAUGAUGGACAACCUGUAGAACAGACUUCAUUGCGACUGAUGCUCAACGAUUUCGCAACGGAGGAGUUGACUCGGAACUGUCAGAAUCUCGACCAGGAAAUUGUGAUCUCCUCAGAGGACUUGUGUAGAUUCCUGGCGGAUGCCGAGGCAAGACAGACAGUCCAAGAACGACAGAGUGGCUCUGUGAACCGCCUCUCUCCGGGAGUACGAAAACGUCGUCGAUCUGAAAGCCCUGAUGAAGUCAGCUCAGAGGUGGAAGCAGACGCAGAGGAUAAGGCGAGAAAGCGAAGUCGUUAUGAAAGUGAUUAUGUUCCAAGUUCCCCAUCUGCGGACUCGAACAAUUGA
This is a messenger RNA of Aspergillus udagawae, 1077 nucleotides long. RefSeq lists its product as uncharacterized. NCBI's taxonomy places the organism in Eukaryota, Fungi, Ascomycota, Eurotiomycetes, Eurotiales, Aspergillaceae. The record is from RefSeq and is a predicted model, not a curated record. The transcript is spliced from 3 exons. Bases 1 to 1077 code for a protein of 358 amino acids.